This is a messenger RNA of Branchiostoma belcheri (Belcher's lancelet), 1118 nucleotides long. RefSeq names its product synaptotagmin-6-like. The transcript has 6 exons. NCBI's taxonomy places the organism in Eukaryota, Metazoa, Chordata, Leptocardii, Amphioxiformes, Branchiostomatidae. The record is from RefSeq and is a predicted model, not a curated record. Gene Ontology annotation, molecular function: calcium-dependent phospholipid binding; SNARE binding; phosphatidylserine binding. Gene Ontology annotation, cellular component: membrane. Bases 1 to 1107 code for a protein of 368 amino acids. Gene Ontology annotation, biological process: calcium-ion regulated exocytosis; cellular response to calcium ion; regulation of calcium ion-dependent exocytosis.
AUGGAGCGGGAAGGCAGGAUGGACGGACCCUACCGGCGGUUCGGGGAGUACCCCGGGCCCAGCCACCACAUCGAACGGCCGGUUCCUUAUGAACUAGACGAAAUUCCCCUGACGGUUGUCCUUGGUGCGGCGUUCGGCGGAAUGAUAUUGUUCAUCGUGGUGGUGUACUGCUGGUGGAGGUGUUAUCUGUUGUCAUGGAAACGCAAGAACCUCAGUCCCGACAGCACCCCUCCCUCCUCCCCAAAGGACGCCGGGAACGAGGACGGCGUCAAGAUCAGCCUCUCGUCCCCAGACAUACCCUCGGAGUUCGGCAGCCAGGAUAGCAUGGCGGGCCGGGACGGGAAGCGGCUCGUCCGGCAAACCACCGAGCCGGUGGCCUCGGACAGGCACACGUCCUUCCGCCGUAAGAUGGUCGAUCGCCACAUCAACUUCACCAGCGUAGAUUUCACAAUCCAAAGCGUGCGGCGAAAAGAGCAACCGCCGGUGGGCCAAAUCCGUCCGGAGUUGUACAAGCAACCUGCCGUAGAAAAUCUCCUAAAGGCCUCGGCUAGCGAGGGAGUGCAAGAGAAACCCUUACAUCUUACCGUAUCAGUCCCAGAGCAAGCCUCCAGGAGCAGUAAAGAUAAGCCGGAGAAGGUUGACCUUGGUGAGAUCAUGUUCUCCCUGUGUUACCUGCCGACAGCGGGCCGACUGACCCUCACUAUCAUCAAGGCCAGGAACCUCAAGGCCAUGGACAUCACCGGCACUUCCGAUCCUUUCGUGAAGGUGUCCCUGAUGUGCGAAGGGAAGAAGCUGAAGAAGAGAAAAACGUCCGUGAAGAAGAACACGUUGAACCCCGUGUGGAACGAGGCUAUCGUGUUUGACGUACCGCCUGAGAACAUGGAUCAAGUCAGUCUGCACGUGUCUGUGGUAGACUUCGACCGCGUUGGUCACAGUGAGCUGAUCGGGAUGUGUGACGUAGGGCAGAACUGCGCAGGCCCGGGGCGGGAGCACUGGACGGAGAUGCUGGCCAACCCGCGCAAGCCCGUGGCUCAGUGGCACCAACUAGCGGACGACGGCAGUCCUGCAUCCGGAAACCACGUCUCGCCUCCGCCAAACAACACAUAAUCUUUGUACAG